AUGGGUAAUAAAUGUUCUUUGUAUUUGGUAUAUGGAUUAUCUCAAAGUGGAAAAUCAACUCUUAUUCCUCAACUUUAUCUGAACAACAAAAUUAACACUAUUAUUCGAGAUCCACCAAAUUAUAUUGAAUUGCAAGCAUUUAAAUGGAAUAUUUGGGGAAAAUGGUGGAAACAACCAGUGACAACAAAAUUUAUCUUUGUAGCAGAUGCAAGUAACAAUACAGAUAAAUUAGACGAAACAAAAUGUUUCCUUGAACAACUAUUGAAAAAUUCAAAGUUAAAACAAGCAAAAAUUCUCAUAUUUAUAAACAAAAUUGAUAUGUCAACAUCAUUAAAGAUUUCUGAACUAAAACAAAUUCUCCAGGCGAUAUUAGUGAAUAAUGAAUAUUAUUUUCAAGAAUGUUGCGCAUUGAGU
Didymodactylos carnosus is the source of this 414-nucleotide messenger RNA. NCBI's taxonomy places the organism in Eukaryota, Metazoa, Rotifera, Eurotatoria, Philodinida, Philodinidae. The record is from the annotation of a GenBank genome assembly.